Chrysoperla carnea is the source of this 2073-nucleotide messenger RNA. It is a transcript of the gene P58IPK, whose product is annotated as dnaJ homolog subfamily C member 3. Gene Ontology annotation, molecular function: protein-folding chaperone binding; misfolded protein binding. Gene Ontology annotation, cellular component: endoplasmic reticulum. Gene Ontology annotation, biological process: protein folding in endoplasmic reticulum. The transcript has 6 exons. Lineage: Eukaryota; Metazoa; Arthropoda; Insecta; Neuroptera; Chrysopidae. The coding region runs from base 122 to 1615 and encodes 497 amino acids. The record is from RefSeq and is a predicted model, not a curated record.
GAAUUCCCGUAUAGGAUUCAUGUGUCAACUUUGUAUUAGAAAUAAAAUUAUAAUAUAUUUCGAAUGUUAAAUAUGUUCUAUCUAGUUCUUUAAGUAUCUGUUUUAAACCAAAAUUAUAAAAAUGUUUUACAUGGACCAUUUGAAUAUACUAGUUAAUUUAAAAGUAGCGCCAUAUAUUAUGUUAUUAGCUUUUGAUGUUAUUCUCGAUAAUUUCGUGGCAGAUUGUGCGACUCAAGCUGAAAUCGAUAGUCAUUUAGAACUUGGUCGUGAAUUUUUAGCAAAAGGACAGUUGGCAGAUGCUCUUACUCAAUAUCAUGCUGCAGUUGAGGGUGAUCCGAAUAACUAUCUGACAUAUUUUAAGAGAGGUACUAUUUACUUGGCGUUAGGAAAAGCUAGAUUGGCCUUAACCGAUUUAGAUCGCACAAUAGAUUUAAAACCAGAUUUCAUGGCUGCAAGAUUGAGCCGAGGAACUGUUUAUUAUAAACUAUGUGAUCUAGAACAUGCACAAAUCGAUUUAAUGGCUGUGUAUAAAAAAGAUCCAAGUAAUUUUAAAGCUCAAGAAUUAUUACGAAGUAUAGCUUUAAUAGAAGAAUACAUUGAUGCAAUCCACGCAUAUUACGCCAGUGGUGAUUAUUCAUCGGCUAUUAUGUAUUUGAAUAAAAUCGUUGAAAGUUGCCCUUGGUCUUCCAAAUAUCGUAAACUACGUGCAGAUUGUUACUUAGAAUUGGGUGAAAAUGGCUUAGCUGUGUCGGAUUUAAGAUCAACAACGAAAUUAGAAGCAGACAACACAGAUGGAUAUUUAGAACUUUCAAAGCUAAUUUAUAAAUUAGGAGAGGUUUCAGAAGCUUUGAAAGAAAUUCGCGAGUGUUUGAAAUUAGAUCCUGAACAUGAUGAAUGCUUUCCAUUUUAUAAGAAAAUUAAAAAAAUUGACAAAUUUUUGACUGAAGCUGAUGAAGAAUUACAAAAAGGAAAUUAUGCUGAAUGUGUAGAAAAUGCCCAAAAAGUUUUAAAAAAUGAAAAAUACGAAAAUAUGGUAAAAUUCCGUAGUAAACAAUUGCUUUGUACUUGUUUAAUGAAAGAUGAAAAAACUAGUUCAGCUAUCAGUGCAUGUCGAGAAGCAUUAGAUUUAUCAAAAGAUCCUGAUGUAUAUUGUGAUCGAGCUGAAGCUUAUCUUCAGGCUGAAAUGUACGAUGAUGCAAUUCGAGAUUACCAUGCAGCGUUAGAAAUGCAUGAAAAUUUCCAACGAGCCAAGGAUGGUUUACAAAAAGCACAAAAAUUACAGACACAAGCUGAACGAAGGGAUUAUUAUAAAAUUUUAGGAGUUAAGCGAACAGCAACAAAAAAAGAAAUAGUUAAGGCUUAUAGAAAAGCAGCUCAAAAAUGGCAUCCAGAUAACUUUGAAUCAAAAAGUGAUGAAGAAAAGAAAAUUGCUGAAAAGAAAUUUAUCGAUAUUGCUGCUGCGAAAGAGGUGUUGACGGAUGAAGAAAAACGAGCACAAUUUGAUAGUGGAGAUGAUCCAUUAGAUCCUGAACAAAAUGCAAAUAGGCAUGGUGGAAAUCCAUUCCAUCAUUUCCAUCAAGGAUCUCCAUUCCAAUUUAGGUUCCAUUUUAAUUAACGUUAAUCGUACUUGUGUUUAUUAAGUUAAACAAAUUGUGCUAGUGAUACGAAUUCGGAUUUGUAAAUAUUAUAAAAGUGGUGAUAACACAUAAAUAUUAUUACUAAGACUGACAUUGUGUUAGUGCCAGAGACUCGUUAUUAAGUUUGCCUUAUAAAUACUUUUGGCCUCUAAUUAUGACGCAAACUCCUGAUAUUAGGCUAAGAUUAUGCCAUUAUGUAACAUUUAUUAAAUUUUAACGUAAUUUGUCCAAUAACUUAUCAUUUUUGUUGGAUUGUAUGUAUCUGAAAUUUUUAUUUAUUAUUCGUAUUGAAAAUAUAUUUUUAAAUUACAAUACAAAUUUUCAAUUCCCUCAAUCAUUUUCAUUUUCUUCACUUUUUACUAAUCAAGGACUGAAUCGAUAUUAGUUUAAAUUUUAAUGUCGAUUAAGAUUUAAACAAAAAUCCUUAAAAAACAAG